Messenger RNA from Mizuhopecten yessoensis (Yesso scallop), 4294 nucleotides. RefSeq lists its product as uncharacterized. Lineage: Eukaryota; Metazoa; Mollusca; Bivalvia; Pectinida; Pectinidae. The coding region runs from base 181 to 3564 and encodes 1127 amino acids. The transcript has 19 exons. Gene Ontology annotation, molecular function: metal ion binding; ubiquitin-protein transferase activity. The record is from RefSeq and is a predicted model, not a curated record.
AUUCCUAAUUUUAUAUGUACUUUCGGUUUCGAAUUGGCCGGAUUUUUUGUUUGGAUGAAAAUUCCUAAUUCCUAAUUAUGUAUUAUAGUUUUACCUGUGAUACAAACUGUUUGGAAAUAUUGACCAGCUGAAUGUUGUAAGCUGAAAAGUGGUGCUUCUUUUAUUGAAAGUGAAAUAAGAAUGAGUUCCAACAAUUUUGGACACGGCCCCGGAGGAGGUAGAGGGCCGCCAAUGUCAGGAAACCAAGGAGGCAUGGGUGGAAUGGGCGGUAUGCCUGGAAUGUCAGGAAUGCAGGGACUGUUUUCAGGAACAGAUCAGCUGCCCCCAGAGUAUGCAGGCUUAGCAAACAUGAGUGAAGAAGACAGAAAUGCGGCCUUGGCAGCCUUACUGGGUCCAGAGGGUCUGAAACAAUUACAGCAGCAGCAGCAGCAGAUGGGGCAAGGCAGGGGAAUGGGUGGGCAGGGGAACGUUUUAGGAAUGCAAGGUGGUAUGGAAGGGGGCCAUGGAGGCUUGAAUGUGGCUGGGGGCAUGAGUAGAGGUUUGACAAAUCCCAUGGGUUAUGGGGGCAUGGGUGGGGAUGAGGACUUGACAAAUUCCAUGGGUAUCGGUGGCCAAGGGGGAACAGGGGGAUAUGGGGGCAGCCAGAUACAACAAUACCAGCAGGGGAAUACAACUUUUGGCGGUGGGGGAAGGAUGGACUAUGGAAAUAGAACUCAAGGACCUACAAUGAGUGGAAAUUCUAACUUCAGAGGUGAUAUGGGACCAGGAGGUAGUAUGUAUGGUGGAGGAGGAGGAGGUGGUGAUAAUGGACAACUAUUCACUACUCCUCAAAAUUUCAUAGGACAAGGAGGUGGAUCACAGUAUGGAGAGUCACAGUUACCACCCACUAUGGCAGGAGGCAGAGGAGGGAGUGGAGGGGCUGGAGGUCACAUGGGAGGGAACAGUGGCCAGGGAAGUAACCAAGACCCCUAUCAGCAACUUAUAAGCUACGUCAAAACAACAGCGGAAAGUUGUACAGACCCAAUAGCACAGGGGAUGAACACCAUAUUAAUCCUAGAUACGUCCAGCAGUAUGCAGGGAGAGGGCAUGAAGCAGGCCAGGACUGCCAUAGAGGACAUCCUUACAGGUAUUGAGGAAAAUGUUAUGGACAACGGUCUGGAGGAAAACCUGGCCCUGAUUGUGUUUGGGAGGGAGUCCAAGGUGGUCCAGCAUCUGACCGAUGACUACGCCAAGUUCAGGGAUGCCUUAGAUCUCUUGCAUCCAGAAGGACCCUCCGCAAUUGUGGACGCUCUAGUGAUGACCCUUGGGUUGUUAGACAGAGGUGGCCAUAUAGAUGUGGGCGGCCAUGUUGCUAACUCACGUAUAAUCAUCCUGUCUGAUGCACAGUUUACAACAAAUGACCCCUCUACAUCCUUCACUGAUGUCCUUGACCCCAGACAUGCUGAACAGAUGGCUAAUGAGGUGUCCCAUCUAGCGAAUCAAGUGACUAGUUCAUCAGGAUACCAACUGUUCUUUAUACCUGUUGGCAAUGCCAAUAGUAUCAUUAUAGACGCUGUGAUUGGAGUGACAAAUGGACAAACAUGUUCUCCUGGUGAUGCUAAGUCGCUGAGCAAAGGAUACCUACAUCAUGUGAUUGCAGGAUGCGUUUUAACACAGUCACCAGGCAUGGUGCCAGAUCAAACCAUGGUAGCGGCAAUAGCUAAAGAAAAAUACAGUGGGGUAGAGGAUAAAGAUAUUGAAGCUGUGAUGGGACUAAUAUUGAAGCACCAGAAUCCACAGAGCCAAGGCAAGGGUAGGGGUCAGGGAAUGGGCCGGGGUCAGAUGAUGGGACAGAUGCCGGUAAUGGGUCGUGGUCAGGGAAUGAUGCCCACACAGCUACCUAGUCAUGGAGGUCCCCCAGGCAGCCUUCCAGCAGGCCUAUUUAAUGACCCAGGUUCCUCUAGCACACAAGUGAAACCAACUACAACCCUUCCAGGAAACCAUGACCAAUUGCCAUUCAUGUCAAAACAAUCUCCGUACAAUACAUCACCUGAAUUUUCUGGCCUAGAUAAGAUGGGAAAACACUUACCAAGUGGGACUGGUGGUUCCGACUAUAACCAAUUACCAAUGAAGACUGCAGAAACUGAAGGUACAGAAUUACUGCUGGACCUUAACAGCAAGCUCCCGCCUGGUCUUCCUAGUGCUUUAAUAGGAGGGGAGGGUGCAAGAAGAGCUCCUCAGGAGAGAACUCCCGCAGUCAUUACAGCUGAAGUUAUGAAGACAAUGAAAAUCCCACCGGAGCUGGAGGAGACUAGAAAGCGGACAUGGACACUUUCUGAGGAUAUCCUUGAGGAGAUGAAGAGGGAUAUGGUAGCUGGAAAAGAUGAUCCAAAGCCUUGGGAUUCUCCGUGUCUUCAAGAAUUUCUGCUGAUCAGGAAAGACGGGACCAAGAUUGAGCAGGAUGGUGAUGGAAACAUUUUAGGUGACGAUGAGGAGGCUGUAAUACGACGGGAAGAGAAAGCAAAACAGAAAUUAUUGUUCGAGGAAUUGAAAAAAGCUUGUGAGGGUCAUCCUGAACUACCAACCCUGUUAUCUUUGGAUGAGGAUGACAUCGGAGACUUGACAGAGGAAAGGGUCAAUGAGCUAUUGGACGAUUUUGGGGGAGGUCCACCAAAGAUUGAGAACCUUCCCAUCAUGCCUGUUAUUGGAUUGAGAGUGAAGCCUGGUCCAGACUGGAUGUGGAAAUUCAACGGCGUUGGUAUCUUUGAGAAGGGCACAGUCAUCGGUAUUGAUGAGGAAGAUAAAGGGUGGAUUCGUGUUAAGUGGGAUGAACACAACGGCUUGGUGGAGGACUAUCGCUGGGGGCUGGACUACGAAUUUGAUGUGGAGCCUAUCGAAGGGGGCAUGGAGGCUGUCUUAUGGCCAGAGGGCAAAGUGAGAAUAAUUAAAACCACAAAGGAUAUUGCAAAUGAGUUUGGACCAAAACAAGUGAAAGAAAAGCUCAGAGCAUUGGCAAAGGCCAGAAGGGAAGAAAGACGUAGGGCUGAAACAUCUGGUGCUUCGUCUAUCAAACCAACGUAUAACCCUCCUUCUAACCCUCAGAAUGUGAAUGAUCUCAACCUGCAGAACAAUGCACGCAACAUACAGGCAGGCUCCCAGCAAACAACAACCGCCACCGUACUCCCAGAAAGGGUUCCCAAGGCAACAUCCACAGCAACGUCCACAACAACUGUAACUACGGCAACAACUUCUCAGAAAACAGCAGCCACAACUAAAGAGAGUUCCAAAGACAAUGGGCCUUCACAAAUAGACAGACCUGCAGCUGUUGAAAAAUCAAAUGGGACUUGCUUUGUAUGGCAGUAUAAUGAACAAGGAACCUGGAAGAAUUACCAACUAGACAUACAGAAACAACUGGAGGAGACCUACCUCAAACGCAAAGAGAAGGGCACUGUCAUUGUCCAGAUUGAUGGACAGUUUGAACGGGUUGUAUUCCAAUGUAUGGAACAAAGAAACAAUGUCAACAAAAAGAAAAUAAAGAAAGUCCGUCGAACCGUUACAGUGGCUGAUGCAGAGAGUCUUCGGUAGCUCCAGGAAAUGUGGGCCAAAUAAUGUACCAGCAUUCCAUGUUAAGACACCAAACAGAAUAUACAGAAGUGUGACUAUCUAUCUCUAUGUCCCAAACUGGAAUUGUAUAAGAAUAGUUUGGAUGAUAUAGACUUUCAUUAUUUCCAAUCCUGCUUGCUGAAUCAUUCUUUACAAAACUUGUAUAACUCCAAAGAAGACAGCAAUAACUGGAAUCUUCUCCAUUGAGAAUUAAUGUUUAAAUGUUUUUUCAUGGCGGAUAGCACGGCACUAAGCAAUUUUAGAUUAACCUAUUUGAAAGCAAUUUAUAAAAGUUUAAAGCAAGGGGAAGGAAAAAAUAGCAUUUGAUUGACUUUACAACACUGUUUCAAACAACGUUAGAUAGAUCUACUGUUGUGAACAAAAAAUGUCCUUUCCAUUGGUUAGAUCAUGACGCUUAAUUAAUUAACAUGAAGUUGUAAAUAUAGUUACCUAUGUAUUGGAAACAUUUGUCAAUAUGGCCUUCAUCCUUUGGACCGACAUACUCUUUAUAAGUGUCACUACAGAUUUCUACCUUGGGAAUCGUUUUUAGCUCGCCUAUUCGAAGAAUAGGGGGGCUAAUGUAGUCACCCGGCAUCAGCGUCCGGGAACCUUCAGAGGUUUAAGUUUUUUCCAAACAGUGUUGGAUCAUCACACACAAUAUACAGUUGUCUAUUAUGAGUUAAGGUGAUUAAUAUCGAGUGUAAGCAAUGUG